CCCCUUCACGGCGUUCAACUCCCACGACGUCUUUGUGCAAAAUCUUUCAAAGUUUGAACAACAAUGUGACAAAUACUCCACUUUCUUGUUGUCCAUCAUGAAGAUGUGCUUCAUCUUCCCAGCGGUGCUUCUUUGCACGACAGCCGCCUUGGACUCGGCGGUGGGCGGCCAGCAGCAGCAGCAGCAGCCGGGGGAGGAGAGCACCUGCGAGGCCAACGGCAGCCUCUACUACGCGGGCGAGUGGUUCUUCCUGGACUCGGACCACUGCACCCAGUGCGAGUGCACGGCCGAGGGCUCGGUGUGUGUCCGCACACAGUGCACCUCCCUGCCGGCGGCCUGCGUCCAUGUGAGCCGCUACCCCGGCGACUGCUGCCCGCGGUGCGAGAGGAUCGGCUGCGAGUACCGGGGAGAAGUCUACGAGCUGGGCCGCGACUUCCAGCCUACAGAAUGUGAGCAGUGCACGUGUGCCAGUGAUGGCAUCGCCCAGUGUUUGGUGGCGGACUGCGCUCCUCCCCCGUGUGUCGACCCGGUGUACCUGCCAGGAAAGUGCUGCCCCGAGUGCACUGAGGGUCCAAAUUGCUACGUGGACUCGUCUCACAGCCAGGUGAUUCCUGCCGGGCAGCCCGUCUGGGUGGACUCCUGCACCAAGUGUCGUUGCCAUGACGGCCAAGAUGUCAGCUACUGGGAGGGAAACCGCUUGGCCACCUGCUCCCGCCUGAAAAACUGCACUCUUGAAACACAAAAGUGAUUGUGGUGUCUGCAGAGGAUCAGCUGGCACGUUUGUUACACACGACACAGUUGGCAUGUUUGUUACACACGACACAGUUGGCAUGUUUGUUGUUACACACGACACAGUUGGCAUGUUUGUUACACACGACACAGUUGGAUCAGUCGCACGCCGUCCGUCUUCACUAAUGAGCUCAGUGCAGCAAUUGUGGGGGAAGACCACAAAUGCGAACCAAAGAUGGUGUUUGGCUACUGUCGGAGGCAGAUAUUUACAUAUAUCCGAAUUUAAGUGUUACUUCUUUUAUUUCAUUGUCAUAUUUGAAAACAGCUCGUGUUUUUCCAUUUGUUCUCUUUCUGUUUGUCUGCAACUGUGUGUGUUAACCUUGAAGCUUUGGAAUGUAAGAAAGAGAGAUAAUGUGCAUGUGUUUUGACUAGAGAGACUUAAGAGGGGAGAGGGUUUUUUCGGGAGGACAGACCAUCUUAGGGGCGCAAUUGAAUGUUCUAUGCUGGACUGGUCUCAAUGUAUAUCUGCAAAGCUUUGCAAAUAUAUUACAAAAUACCUAUUCUGUCUCUGGUGGUUUUUCAACUCAGCUUUAAGUGUCGUAAAGAGCUUGGGAGCGACUUGUGACUUGAAUUCCCUGGGAGGAACAAUUGGUCCAAAACGCAACACUACCGUAUUUUCCGCACUAUUAGCCGCACCUAAAAACCACAAAUUUACUCAAAAGCUGACAGUGCGGCUUAUAACCCGGUGCGCUUUAUAUAUGGAUUAAUAUUAAGAUUCAUUUUCAUAAAGUUUCGGUCUCGCAACUACGGUAAACAGCCGCCAUCUUUUUUCCCCGUAGAAGAGGAAGUGCUUCUUCUUCUACGCAAGCAACCGCCAAGG
This is a messenger RNA of Nerophis lumbriciformis (worm pipefish), 1609 nucleotides long. RefSeq names its product von Willebrand factor C domain-containing protein 2-like. Lineage: Eukaryota; Metazoa; Chordata; Actinopteri; Syngnathiformes; Syngnathidae. Gene Ontology annotation, cellular component: AMPA glutamate receptor complex. Gene Ontology annotation, molecular function: protein binding. The record is from RefSeq and is a predicted model, not a curated record. Gene Ontology annotation, biological process: negative regulation of BMP signaling pathway.